AUGCCACCGAACUUCUCCCUUACCGCCUCCGAGUUCUCCUCCCUCAGCCAUCGUCUGCUUUCUCGUUCCGCGUCAGUUUCGACCCUGCCCCUCCGGCUCCUUACUUCAGCAGACCUUUAUUACAGAUAUAUUGCUGAAUGCUUUCUUCGCCCUUUGUCCUUGGGGAUUCGUCGCCGCUCCUCACUCGCGUUCCCCUUCGUGGGCGCAGUGGCCCCGGAAUGUUAUACCUCUCAAUCAUCAAGGUCCUGCGCCUCCGAGAAAGCAUUCAGUUCUCGGGCUGAUACACUCUGUACAGGAUACUUCAAUUACCCACCCAUCCCAGUUUGGGUAUCCCUGUCACUACCUAGGAGGAACGACAACCCGGUCCUCUAUAACAUCGGACUAUGCACUUACGGUUUCUACCUUACGGAGGUAGGAGAAGUGGAGCUACGAUACGAUGAUGGGUGUCUGGUACCAAGGGUGGCCAUUCGCGUAGGGAAUCGCCCUUGCAGAAAUGAAGUCCUCCUACGUCCCGUUCACAUAAUCACGUAUGCUCAACUGAAAGUAGUGCAUCUAUCAGUGACUGCUGGCUUUGUUGAUGGCAUCUACGUCCCUCUAGUGCAUCUGCCAGAAUCGACCGCGUUGUGCCGCGCUCACUUCUGGUUGCCGGACUCGGAGGUCGGUUCUCACGAGCUUCCAGACUCGCCACUGCUAGACCGGAUGUACAUCAACGCGAGAGAUGCCAUCCGGGUCCGGGUGGAGUCCGAUGAGUUUCACGACGACGAGCCCCGCCCACUCAAGGCGCACCAAGGCGUACAGCAAGGGGGAAUCACCGGCCGCAGUACACUCACGGUAUGUGGAGCCCCCGCUGCCCUCGGAGCGCACCGUACGGGCGCGACUGAUACAUUGUGA
This is a messenger RNA of Dichomitus squalens LYAD-421 SS1, 891 nucleotides long. RefSeq lists its product as uncharacterized. The record is from RefSeq and is a predicted model, not a curated record. The coding region runs from base 1 to 891 and encodes 296 amino acids. Lineage: Eukaryota; Fungi; Basidiomycota; Agaricomycetes; Polyporales; Polyporaceae. The transcript has 3 exons.